AGAAAAGGUUUCAUGUUCUCACAGUCUUUAGCGGAAUUGUAGAAAUUUCAUUUCUCCAUCUAAUCCAGUUCUUUCUCUUGUCGUCUGCUGUCUCCUGGUUUUGCCACGCCCACCUUCCAGAAGCCCCAAAGGUGAUUUUUCAAGAGGCAGCUGGACUUUCACAACAAAGUCCAGUUGCCUCUUGAAAAAGCACCUUUGGGACAACCGUGACCUGGAUGACUGAAAACCUCCAUGGACAUCCAUUAUCCAGAACUUUUUUCCCUCAUUAUUGUUAUUUAAUGGGGAACCCCAAAUAUUCUCAGAGAGUCUACUUCUAAAUAGUUUGGUGUGAGCUCUAACCAUCUCCCAAUCUUAAUUCCAACAGGAUCUGAAUGGAAAAGUGUAACAGAGGGGCAACUAUGUGGGAAUUUCUCUGAAGAAACUGAGCAGGAACCCUUUGAAGAGAAAGUCUGGAACCGAAUUCAACCCUCACACCAAGAAGGAAGCCAACAAGAAGAAUGGAUCGAUAAACCCCUUCCUUGUUCCGUUGGAGAGUUCCAUCAAAUCUCACUGCAGCAAAAAAAAAAAAAAAAAAAACCAGGAAGGAGAGGAAAGAAAUGGAUGUCUCAGUGAUCCCUGGGAAAUAUCUGCCGAGAUUGAAUCCCAGAAAAGUAUUUUGGGGAAGAACACCAGAGACAGGGAAAUACUUUAUAAAGAAGAGAGUUCAUAUGCAUUUCUGGAAAACCAAGAGAAGUUUCUAGUUCCUUUAUUCCUCCAUCGUAUCAGGCUGUCCAUGCUGAUGGACAACAUCAACCCUCCGAUUUCAGCAAAAGCUUUCAUGGUCCAUCCAACCUGCUGACACCGCCGAGAAUCCCUAAAGUGGAGAAGUUGUAUAAAUGCUUGGAAUGCGGGAAGUCCUUCAGUCGCAGCGCCCAUCUGAUGUCCCACCAGAUCAUCCACACCGGAGAAAAGCCGUAUACGUGUUUAGAGUGUGGGAAGAGCUUCGUUCAGAGCGCCCACCUCGCCUCCCAUCAAAUUAUCCACACAGGGGAGAAGCCGUACCAGUGCUCGGAAUGCGGGAAAAGUUUCAACAAGAGCACCAACUUCGUGAGGCAUCAGAAGAUCCACAAAGGAGAGAAGCCGCAUCAGUGCGCCGAUUGCAACAAGACUUUUUCUGACAAACCGAGUCUCAUUCAGCACCAAAGGGUUCACACGGGGGAGAGGCCAUACAAAUGUUACGAGUGUGGGAAGAGUUUCAGUCAUAGGGGCAGCCUCAAUGCGCAUCAGCGGAUGCACACGGGGGAGAAGCCGUACGGCUGCAAGGACUGUGGGAAGAGCUUUCGGGAUCAGUCCAGCCUUAUUAGACAUAAGAGAACCCACACCGGGGAGAAACCCUACACCUGCUCCGAGUGUGGGAAAAGCUUCAGUUAUUGCGCCCAUCUGACGUCCCACGAGAUCAUCCACACUGGAGAAAAGCCAUAUACAUGUUUAGAGUGUGGGAAGAGCUUCGUUCAGAGCGCCCACCUUGCCUGCCAUCAAAUUAUCCAUGGGGAGAAGCCGUACCAGUGCUUGGAGUGCGGGAAAAGUUUCAACAAGAGCACCAACUUUGUGAGGCAUCAGAAGAUCCACAAAGGAGAGAAGCCGCAUCAGUGCGCCGAUUGCAACAAGACUUUUUCCGACAAACCGAGUCUCAUUCAGCACCAAAGGGUUCACACGGGGGAGAGGCCCUACAAAUGCUACGAGUGCGGGAAGAGCUUCAGUCACAGGGGCUGCCUCAAUGCGCAUCAGCGAAUGCACAUGGAGGAGAAGCCGUACGGCUGCACGGACUGUGGGAAGAGCUUUCGGGUUCAGUCCAGCCUUAUUAGACAUAAGAGAACCCACACUGGGGAGAAGCCCUACACCUGCUCCGAGUGUGGGAAAAGCUUCACCCAGAGCACAACCCUGACUUUGCAUCAAAGGGUGCACACUGACGGGAAGCUUCCAGAAGAGUCUCCCCAAAUGCUUAACACGGGGAUGGCCGUGUUAGUCUUUCCACCAAAUCCUGCAAAUGGUUUAGUGGCGCUUGAAAGCUAA
This is a messenger RNA of Crotalus tigris (Tiger rattlesnake), 2052 nucleotides long. RefSeq names its product zinc finger protein 470-like. Gene Ontology annotation, biological process: regulation of transcription by RNA polymerase II. The record is from RefSeq and is a predicted model, not a curated record. Lineage: Eukaryota; Metazoa; Chordata; Lepidosauria; Squamata; Viperidae. Gene Ontology annotation, molecular function: RNA polymerase II cis-regulatory region sequence-specific DNA binding; DNA-binding transcription factor activity, RNA polymerase II-specific.